Gilbertella persicaria is the source of this 754-nucleotide messenger RNA. Its product is annotated as AP complex, mu/sigma subunit. The record is from RefSeq and is a predicted model, not a curated record. Gene Ontology annotation, cellular component: AP-1 adaptor complex; intracellular membrane-bounded organelle. Bases 33 to 494 code for a protein of 153 amino acids. NCBI's taxonomy places the organism in Eukaryota, Fungi, Mucoromycota, Mucoromycetes, Mucorales, Choanephoraceae. The transcript has 5 exons. Gene Ontology annotation, molecular function: clathrin-cargo adaptor activity. Gene Ontology annotation, biological process: vesicle-mediated transport; protein transport.
AGUUUCUUUUCUAUAUAUAAGCUUAUUCAAGUAUGGCAAUAAACUGGUUGCUACUUGUUAGUCGACAAGGAAAAGUUCGUCUUACAAAGUGGUUCGUCACUAUUCCACCUAAAGAGAAAGCAAAGAUUGUCAAAGAUGCAACACAGUUAGUGUUGGCAAGAAGAGUCAAGAUGUGCAAUUUCUUGGAAUACAAAGAUCAAAAGAUAGUAUAUAGAAGGUACGCAAGUUUAUUCUUUGUAGCAGGUAUCAAUCAAGACGACAAUGAACUCAUUACACUUGAAAUUAUCCAUCGUUAUGUGGAGAUUCUCGAUCGUUACUUUGGAAAUGUAUGCGAACUUGAUUUGAUCUUUAACUUUCAAAAGGCAUAUUUCAUCCUAGACGAGCUUUUGAUUGCAGGCGAACUUCAGGAAACAAGUAAAAAAUCAGUGCUAAGAGUCAUUACACAAGAGGAUCAGUUUGAAGAACAAGAAGGAAAUGAGCCUAAAGCCUCAUAAUAGUGAAUGUUUGUAUAUCUUGGACAAAUAAAACCCAAUCAUGCUGUACUCUCAAGACGAUAGCUACAGAAUCUAAGAAAUAUAUACAUAUAUCUAAGGAUUUUACCCGAGAUGCAGUGAUUUUUUGCACGUAACCAGUAUCGAUUAGACUGUUUUUAGUAGGCAUGGUAGCUUUAACGAUAACAGUAUUGAUGACAAAGAAAUUGUUAGAGGAGCUCGACGUAACUAUCUUCUCUUCUUUAUUUUUUGGAAGAACAAUU